Messenger RNA from Canariomyces notabilis, 770 nucleotides. RefSeq lists its product as uncharacterized. The record is from RefSeq and is a predicted model, not a curated record. The coding region runs from base 41 to 499 and encodes 152 amino acids. The transcript has a single exon. NCBI's taxonomy places the organism in Eukaryota, Fungi, Ascomycota, Sordariomycetes, Sordariales, Chaetomiaceae.
AGCUGAACAACCAACCACAGUGCCCAAAUCAAGCCACAAGAUGCUUAGAUGCUGCAGGAUCGCUGGUGAUCUCCAGGUACGAUCGAAGCAUUGCGACGUUGAAGGACUCUUUAGUGCAUGCGAGACCCGGGUUGAUGUCAAGCAGCAGCUACAGAUCGCUCAACGCAGCUCAUUCCAGCAGCAGCUCAUGGAGUCCGUUGGUUUGUCCUCACCCACUGGGUCUCGACUCAAACACUUCAUUUGUGUUUCUCUGCAUUCGCAUGAGCUUAGCCCUCUGACUCGGACGGGAUGCAACACUGAAUGCGAAGGCUUGUAUCCUCUGCUAACUGCUCAGCGUUUCUUAUGGUGGUACUUGAAGGAUCAGACAGCCAAUGGGCCUAGUCGGACUUACUUGGACCUCAACUGGCCGGUCUGGGCUCCUGCGGCCCUCUUUGCAACCCGCCAGGCCAACACCUCUCGACGGCAUCGUAGAUUUAUCUCACAUCGCGGCGUCAUAUAGUUGUCUAGUAUAUAAAAUGGCUCUGCUGUCUUCAAGCAAGUCAAAUGAUCUUUCUUCUCCCCAGUCACCUCAACUCUGAUACCACAGUCUCACCUUCCUCUCUCAUCCAGCCGGUCAUCACCUGCCCAAUUAGCCGCUAUCACACGGCCUAACCUCACGACGAGCGAAGCGGCAGUUUCUCAAAGUAGAGACGGGAACCCUUGCUGACCGGAAAGUCACGAUAUUGCUCGCAAAUUGGCCUGCAUUCAUCCCCGCCGUCGUUUGAUACGUC